AUGUCCAAAAUACUCUCAUCACCAUUGACCAAGCAACUAGUCUCAACUGCAGUGAAUCUAAGUCCCAUUCUUCCUGCAGCACCCCAAUUCAGAACUGUAGAACCGCUAGCCUUUAUCGUUCGUGAAGUCUGUACAUUGGAAGAAUGUGCAGCCUUGAUCGCCAUCUCCGAAGCAAACAAUUAUGAACCGGCAUUACUCAACGUUGGUGGCGGACGACAGGAACUCCGAACGGAUGUCCGGAACAAUUCACGCUACAUUCGGGAUGACCCCGUCCUUGCCGAAUCGCUCUGGCAACGCAUACGACAAUUUGUCCCCGAGACUUGGAAUGGGCAUACAGCGGUUGGGUUGAACGAGCGAUUUCGAUUCCUUAGGUAUGACCCUGGGGAAGAGUUUAAAGCGCACUUGGAUGGUAAUUAUGUAAGACCGGAUGGAACCGAGACGAGUUUUCUAACUUUGCAGCUAUAUUUGAACGAGGGGUUUGUUGGUGGGCAGACGACAUUUGUUGCCAAUUACACCGACGCAAGAGUGCCAGUGGUUCCGGAAACGGGAAUGGUGCUUAUUUUCGAGCAUCAUCUUUGGCACGAAGGUUCUAAACUUAUCGAGGGUAGAAAGUAUGUAAUCAGAACUGACAUCAUGUAUAGGGAGUGA
Molecule: messenger RNA, 648 nt
Organism: Paraglomus brasilianum
Lineage: Eukaryota; Fungi; Glomeromycota; Glomeromycetes; Paraglomerales; Paraglomeraceae
Source: the annotation of a GenBank genome assembly